Messenger RNA from Penicillium waksmanii, 1083 nucleotides. RefSeq names its product FG-GAP repeat domain-containing protein. Bases 1 to 1083 code for a protein of 360 amino acids. The record is from RefSeq and is a predicted model, not a curated record. NCBI's taxonomy places the organism in Eukaryota, Fungi, Ascomycota, Eurotiomycetes, Eurotiales, Aspergillaceae. The transcript is spliced from 2 exons.
AUGUCUCUAUGCCCUGCUAAAUCCCCUUGCUCAUCUGGUGCCUGUCUAUGCGUGAGUUUCAAGGCGCGGACUGAUUAUGCGGUAGGGUCCGCACCGAACAACCUCGCAGUGGGCGACUUCAACAACGAUGGGCAUCUAGAUAUUGUGGCUGUGAACGAGUUCAGCAAUUCAGUGAGCGUCUUGAUCAAUACUGGAUCGGGGAGCUUCCUGGCCCAGGCUGUAUACCAUGUAGGGUCCACUCCAGUCGGAGUUGCAGUGGGCGACUUCAACAAUGAUGGCCAUCUCGAUAUUGUGACAACAAGUGAGCUGGAUAAUACGGUGAGCGUCCUGAUCAGUACCGGAGCGGGGAGCUUUCUGCCGCAGGCUAUAUACUCAGUGGGCUCUUUGCCUGCAGAAGCUGCGGUGGGUGACUUCAACAAUGAUGGUUAUCUCGAUAUCGUUGCUUCAAAUGUCAACGAUGGUACAGUGAGCGUCUUACUCGGUACUGGAUCUGGCUUCCAGCCGCAGACCACCUUUGCCGUUGGGUCCGGGCCGUGGAGCGUUGCUGUAGGUUACAUUGAUGGAGAUAAUUAUCUUGAUAUUGUUACUUCAAAUUACGACGCCAAUACCGUUAGCGUCUUGCGUGGAACUGGUACUGGAAGCUUCCAGUCGCAGAAUAUAUACCCUGCAGGACCCGGGCCAAUUGGUGUUGCACUGGAGGACUUUAACGGAGAUGGCCAUCUCGAUAUCGUAUCUGCGAAUCUCGGCACCACUACAGUAAGCGUCUUGCUCGGCACUGGGUCUGGCUUCCAGUCGCAGACUACAUUCAACGUUGGGGGUGGGCCAAGCGAUAUUGGAGUGGGUGACUUUAACAAUGACGGUCAUCAAGACAUCGUGGCUACGAACAGGAACGAUAAUACAGUAAGCGUUUUGCUCGGAACUGGACUGGGGGCCUUCCAAGAGCAGGCCGUAUUCCCCGUUGGGUCUGUGCCGAUCGGUGUUGCAGUGGGCAACUUCAACGGAGAUGGCUAUCUUGAUAUUGCGACUGCGGAUGAUGUCAGCGAUACAGUUAGCGUUUUACUCGGGAACUCUUGCAGCGCUUAG